GCGAGGCAACAGUGUGGGCGGGGCCCCGGUGCGCGCGCGCGGUCCGCUGCUCGGUUCUCCCGCCCGCCCCCCCCAACCCGAACAUGGCGGCAGCGGCAACCGGAGACCGUGACAGGGCGGAGGGGAACACCGGGGGGGCCCUCCAACGGCCAUUCACCCCCAGGAAACCGGAAACUGCUCGAGGGCCACAGAACGGAGGGCAGCCUGAGAUUUCCCUAUUAUCUGCUAACUCUGGAUCUACGAAAGAACAAAGUCUUGUACAAUCCUCACAGGCUGGGCAAUGCCAGGGGCACCUUCACACCACCUUGCGCUCCCAAAAGCAGCAGAAUGAGUCCACACCAGUACAGUCUGUCCGAAGCCGCAAUCUUUCACUGCUGUCAUCAUCAGUCAUCCCCGUCCCCAAACACAGGUUGGAUGAAGCGAUUGCUGCUGCUGCUCUCACCAGCUUGUCCUCAGGCCCAUUGGUGCUGGGAGCUGGAACAACCCUGGAAGCAGAGUGCAACACUGAGUCAUGCCGUAACUUUGCUGCUGUCUCACCGAGCAGGAUCAACAGCUGCAAUCUGUACAUCAGCACAUCUGUCUGUUCAACGCGGUCCCCGCCCUUGCCACCUACACUCUCGUCUGCGUCACUGGAUGUUGGCAUUGAGGAUUCAGACACCACCCACUUCCUGUUUGGUGAUCCUGUGCCCCGGAAGAGGAAGAACUCAGCCCGCCUCAUGUUUCGUUGCCUGUGGAAGAAUUGUGGGAAAGUCCUCAGCACUUCAUCUGCUAUUCAAAAGCACAUCCGAUCAGCGCACCUGGGACGCUGCAAGGAAAAAGAGCACAGUGAUGGGGAAGAGGAUUUUUACUAUACGGAAAUGGAUGUCAAUGUGGAUACUCUGAGUGACGGACUGUCCAGCCUGACUCCUACUUCCCCGACCAGUGCCGGCCCACCAUCUUUCCCUGAAAUGGGGUCUCUUGGAGCAAUGCAAGGUCCAGAACUACCUAUUAUAUCCCCGCUGAGCGUUUCUGCUCCUAGCACACUGUGUCAUGUAUACACAGACCACCCUUAUCAAGCCCAGUCUCCCAGCACUAUAUCCCUAACCUCUAAAGUUAGCUCGUCCUGGCAGCCUCCCUCUUUUCUUGUUGAAGCCUCUCCGGUCUGUCCGACGUCAGGUGCUGGUGACAGUAGACAGAUGCUCUUUGCAGCUGCACCCAACCAGAAACAAGGCGCAGGCACUCGGAAAGGCCGUGGAGAAGCCAAGAAAUGCCGCAAAGUGUAUGGGAUGGAGAGAAAAGAUUUGUGGUGUACAGCGUGUCGCUGGAAGAAAGCAUGUCAGAGGUUUAUAGACUGAAAUUUGAUUUGGAGAAUUUAAUCGACCCCUCCCUUAGGGGGUACAACUGCGCUCUCACAACCGUCAAGUUUUAGAUUUUUUUUUAUUUUAAGAGCUGCAUCUUGGACAAUCUAGCUCUUGGGAUGAUCCUUUUCUACGAGGAUUUGUUUUUGUAAGACUGGCCUUUUGUGGGUUGGGCCUGUCUGGUUGACCAUAAGGGGGCUAAUCUCAGGGAGUGCUCCGUGAGAUUCCUGGGGUGCCUCAUUGAUAGGAGGGGAGUGAUGAAGAUAUUAAUUUAGUUUGUGUGAGAAGGUCAGGGGGUGAAGAAAGGUGGGGAAAAUUCCCCUUGCACAUUAUUCUGCACUUUUAUAAGAAGCCUUUGGAUUUGAAAGACAUUUGGAGCAAACAACUCCCAUGUCACAAGGGAAGAUUGUGUUGCACCAAAAUGUGUCCCUGUGUCAGGAGAGAAAUGCUCUAUUAGGUUUUGUGUUCUGUCCUGCAUCUCCCCUCUGAAUACAAAGCUUUAUCCUAUAGUUCUGCCCUUGAGGGCCAGGCCUGCAAAAGAGAGCUUUUUAACAUAUAAGUGGGGCAUAUUUGUCCUCAGAAAUGCGCGAACGUAUUACUUUUUCUGCACUUCACUACAAGGUGGUCUAUUUAAUAGUUUUUUUUAUGUAACUGCAUAUCAUCCUCAGCCCAUUACCCGCUGUCCAUUUUUACCUUGUUUCUGUGUAGAGUGGCUCAUUACUGAUCAGAUGAGCAGCACUGUACAUAUCUGGAAGGUAAAAUGGAGCUGGACAGAAAAUUAGAUUGCUGCUGUGGUAUAUAAAGUGAACAGUGACCACCGUGCCGCAGGUAAACAAUUUACCUUUCAGUUCCCUAGAGAUCACCUUAUUUUUGCAUACUUUUAUUAAAAGGCCAGAUUGUUGUGUAAUUCACCAGUUUGGCACUUGGUGGAUUCUGUAGGCAAAGUGGUUAGUUCUGUAGGUGGAGGCUGUCUGCUUAAAAUCCUGUCCAUGGUAAGUAUGGAAUCGGUCCUUAUUCACAGCAUCACUAUCUCCCACACAGCAGAAUAUUCCUCUGCCUUUCCACUGUUGUCCUAGCAGUUGUCUGGAGUGAAAUAUUUCCCAUUGGUUUUAUUGGAUUAGCAAUAGGAAUUACCAUCCAAAUUAGCCUUUAUUUGAGGAUUGUACCCACCACUGAGCGCUAUUCAGGGGAGUGGAUUGCUAAUUAGCUCAGGUGUGUUGCAUUUAAUCUGUAUUUUGGAAGAUGGUAAAACUGUGAACAAUAGGUCAGGGAUAAUGGUCUACCCAUUUAUAUAUUUAUACAUGCAGAAAUUAACUUUUCUUUACUCUUGCAUGGGUGACUGAGGGACAUUGUUGUUUGGAGUAGCAUUUCUUCCCUACUCUAGCAGAUUCAUUGAUCCAUGACUCUUCCUAGAUUACAGUGUCAAAACCAGUUCCAGAUAAGCUAUAAUGGUAUCACCCAUUUCAUUGCCCCACUAGUCUUGCACUCUCUUGGGGAGCAACACUUGUCAUGUGGAUAAGUAUUGCAGGAGGACAUGUCCUAAAACAGUGACCAAGGGGAUCCUUUCAGCCACCAGGAUCUUCCACACACAGGCAGCUAGGUUCUUUAAUACCAGUGUCCGGAGAGCCUUGCACCUUUUCAUUGACUAAAGCACUUAAAGGAUUCUUCUCUUCUUGCACUCAUAGCUCCGGACAUUCAGAGGUUUAGAGCUGUUGUAUGCAUUAAUAAAGGCACAUAGGGAUCCAGGGUUGAAAUGCUUAGGAGUUUGAAGCACUUGCCUAGGCACACGCUGAUCCCAGCUUUCUUGGACUGUACAGUGGUCUUGCCAAGGUAAUGCAGAACCUGUACAGUUUUGCCUGCCCAGUUUGGAAAAUAUACCCAAAGAGUAUUUCUUUUAUAGCCAGGCAUCCUGGGGGUGGCUGCGCACACUUUAAUUUGCAUCUGAUCAUGUGACCAGCAGCAGGUAUUUGAUUGGAGGGUGUGGUGUGGUUUUAUUGCUGCCUUUGCACAAACAGGAUUUUUUUUUUUUUUUAAAUGUGUGCAAGCUCAUUUUGUACUCUGUGCUGUGAAUUUUAAUACAUAGGCUGGGGGUAUCUUGUCUGCAUGGGACUGAGUGAAAUGUGCUAGCGGCAUGGAAAAUGUUAGAAGUGGGGGGUGUUCAGUUGUCGUCUGAUAGGAGACUCCAAGUGUCUGCUGGUCAGGCAACUGUGAGCCUCUGGGGUGUGACGUCCCAACCUGCUAUGAACACCCGUCUGCUAAGUUAGCAGUAAGUCACCAAUCCUGUAUCUCACGCUGUUUCAUCUCUCUGUCCUGUAACAUUUGCCACUGCUCUUCCUGUCUCCCCAAUGUGUUAUUUUCUUCAAAGCAUGUGCAUACGUUUUUCCUUGCCCUACAGUGAACACUGCACCUUAAGAGGCUAGCAUUGCUGCAGUUAAUGCAUUUUUGCACUUAGUAAUUCAAUUCGGAAAUGUCCAAUGAUAAAUAUAUGUAUUUUUUUAAUACAAUGUAGAAUGGCCAUAUAUAUAUAGUUAGAAGAUAUUUUAGCAUUUCAAUGUUAGCUAAUCCCCUUUAUCACUCCAAAUGUGAGUAACGACUUCCUAGAUAUAAUGGCAGUGUGAUCAGACUCCGUCCAUGAUGCAGUGAGCAAGUCCUUUAUUCCCAUCCUAAACCAUUACUACAAGGUCUAAAAGAGGAAAUGCAGUUGCUGCAAGCUGUCUCCAACCACAAGGGGACAAAAAAUAAAUAAAUAGAAAUGCUGUCAACAGGAAGGACUUUAUCAAUCCCAUCAAAAUUAGUACAUUUCAAUAACUAGAUAAUUCUCAAGAUUAUCGUUAAAUAACCUGAUCCACAUCAGACAUUGGUGUAGCUGAUGAAUUUCCCUACCUGCAGUGUGAUACAGUGUUCCCCGAGCGUUCUACACACAGCAGUUGGUCUGUCCAAUUGUUUGGAUCAAUGUCCAGCAGCCUUAUAUGCACUGCUGAGGGGACACUCCCCCUCACAUACUAAGAAUGAUGUCAUCAAGUCAGAGGGUGGAAGUUACAGGCUAACGUGGCUCUAUGAUUUUACUGAACCUUGUGACCGUUUUGAUACAUUUCAUUGUGUUUGUAAGUGCUGUCAUACAAGAAAUAUUGGAAAGGGUGAAACUUGACUAAAGACAGGUUGAUGCAUUGUGUGUCUGCCUUUUACAGCAAUAGAAGAUAUGAUUGUAAAUGCAGCCAAGGGUGGUGGCUUCCUAGGGAGGUUGCUGGGUGGGGGAUUGAUAUAAGCUUUAUUUUAAUAAUUGCGAACGUAAAAUCUUGCACUAUUUGGGGCCAGGCACUUAAGAGGGAGAGGGGUGAUAUUUUCAACUGUGUGGAUGAGUGGCAGUGUUUUGGGGAUACCAGCUAGUCUGCAAUGGCCGAGUGGUGGGUAUGUAUAUUAGGGGGGAGGCAUGGCUGGAGACUGGAAGUAGAGGGAGCAGUUAGACUGAUUUGCCUUGGAAGAUAUUGGGUCGCUAUGUCUUUCUUCCAUUUGUUCAGGUGUGAUGGACAAUGUAUGGAGCGCCACCUCAUGGAGACUAUUGUGCCAAGCACAGACCUAAUUUUUUUUUGUCAAUUAUCUUGAUGAAAUAAAGUUUCUUUUUGUAUA
This is a messenger RNA of Pelobates fuscus (common spadefoot toad), 4964 nucleotides long. RefSeq names its product SLC2A4 regulator (gene SLC2A4RG). Gene Ontology annotation, biological process: regulation of transcription by RNA polymerase II. Gene Ontology annotation, cellular component: nucleus. NCBI's taxonomy places the organism in Eukaryota, Metazoa, Chordata, Amphibia, Anura, Pelobatidae. The record is from RefSeq and is a predicted model, not a curated record. Gene Ontology annotation, molecular function: RNA polymerase II cis-regulatory region sequence-specific DNA binding; DNA-binding transcription factor activity. The transcript is spliced from 9 exons. The coding region runs from base 84 to 1334 and encodes 416 amino acids.